CCAUGGCUUUGCAGACGCCUUCCUCUCGUUUAGUGGCCCAAAACCCUUGGUCGCCGGGCGCCGGCGCGUUCACAUCUUCCGCCGCCGCCGCCCGUUGCCAUGGCCGCUCUCGCGGCCCGGCUUCUUCGGCGCCGUCCCGUCCUCUCCCCUGCGUCUCUGACCUCCAUAAGUGGUCCUUGGGACCGACUGCACGGCGGUGCGCGUUCGUCACCUUCUGUUGCGGGUUCUUGGGGACGGUCUGAACCGGAGACGCGUAGGCGGAGGUGGUGGUGGUUUCGCCAGCCUGUGAGGUACGGGAGCACGGCAGUCACGUUGGACACGAAAGGCGGCUUCGCAAGGUUCGCGGUGGGAGACCCGGGCUCGAAGCAGAAGGCUGGCCAGAGGCAGCCAUCGCCGGCGAAGAAGAAGAUGUCGAGGAAGGCCAAGGUCAACCAGCUUAAGUGGUACCGCCUGAAGGCCAAAAAGAAGAUGAAGUCGCCCAAUCCCGAAGUCAGGAUUAGAUACAAGCUCGAAAAGGCCAAGAGGAAGGAAGAAUGGCUGAUUGAGAAGCUGAGGAAGUACGAGGUCCCGAGGACGCUGGAGCCAGUUCACGACCCUGAGAUUCUGACCGAGGAGGAGAAGUUUUACCUCAAGAGAACUGGGGAGAAGAAGAAGAAUUAUGUUCCUGUUGGGAGAAGAGGUGUGUUUGGUGGCGUAGUUCUCAACAUGCACCUCCACUGGAAGAAGCAUGAGACUGUGAAGGUGGUUUGCAAACCUUGCCGGCCUGGCCAAGUGUACGAGUAUGCGGAGGAACUGGCAAGGCUCAGCAAAGGCACAGUCAUUGAUAUCAAACCCGACAAUACUAUUAUCUUUUAUCGAGGGAAGACCUACGUUCAGCCAAAGGUCAUGUCGCCUCCUGAUACUCUUUCUAAGCAGAAGGCCUUGGAGAAAUACAGAUAUGAACAAUCUCUUGAACAUACCAGCCAAUUUAUUGAGAAGUUGGAGAAGGAGCUUGAAGAUUACCAGAAGCAUGUUGCUCUAUUUAAGAGCCGCGAGGCAGCUAUUUCUGAGAAAAUCAGUAAUGAAAAUACUACUGUUGAUGGCCCUGCGUGUAGCUCAGAUACAGAAUGAGCCAUCACCUUGAUAUGUUGGCAUGACAGAUCUUUCAACUAUGAAGGGAAAAGCUGUAUUCUUAGAGAGAUUUAGUCACAGUUGGUGGGAGAAAGAAACCUUUUCUUAGGUUUGAUUUA
This is a messenger RNA of Phragmites australis (common reed), 1229 nucleotides long. RefSeq lists its product as uncharacterized. Gene Ontology annotation, molecular function: RNA binding. The transcript is spliced from 5 exons. The coding region runs from base 100 to 1110 and encodes 336 amino acids. The record is from RefSeq and is a predicted model, not a curated record. NCBI's taxonomy places the organism in Eukaryota, Viridiplantae, Streptophyta, Magnoliopsida, Poales, Poaceae.